Molecule: messenger RNA, 3963 nt
Organism: Pecten maximus
Lineage: Eukaryota; Metazoa; Mollusca; Bivalvia; Pectinida; Pectinidae
Product: sodium- and chloride-dependent GABA transporter 1-like
Exons: 13
Coding region: 1-1941 (646 amino acids)
Biological process (GO): sodium ion transmembrane transport
Cellular component (GO): membrane
Source: RefSeq, a predicted model, not a curated record
AUGGAAAACGAGAAAAAUAUUCCACAACAGCAAGACAAAGAAUUGCAGCAACAAGCUCCGAACAAUGAAAGGACAAGCCUUACGGCAAACUCCAGCGGCCAAUCACCACAGACUCCAAAUUCUCGUCCGGUGGAGCUGAAACUUGAUUCAAGCGAGGAACGGGAAACAUGGAACGACAAGAUAGAGUUUAUCCUUUCUUGUAUUGGUCAGUGUGUCGGCCUAGGGAACGUUUGGAGAUUUCCUUAUCUCUGUUACAAAAAUGGAGGAGGGGCCUUCCUGAUCCCGUACCUCCUGACCUCUGUGUUUGCCGGAAUACCUAUGUACUUUUUGGAGCUCUCUCUAGGACAAUGGCAGAGUACUGGAGGUCUUGGUGUCUGGAAGAUAUCUCCUAUCUUCAAAGGUGUCGGCUAUGCCGCCGCGGUUAUGGCCGCUUGGCUGAAUAUCUACUAUGUUGUGAUUCUGGCCUGGACACUGUACUAUCUGUUUAACUCCUUUACGAACAUCCUUCCCUGGUCCACUUGUGACAACUGGUGGAACAGUGACUUAUGCAAAUCCGAAUACGAUCGCCAGUGGUCUUCUUACAAUUGUACGAAUGGGACUUUCUGGACGGAAGCCAACACGACGGUUGGCGGGAAUGUUACUGCCAUGGAGAUGUCGUAUCCGGGGUUCAACUGUAGCGCCAUGCCAUUUACAUCUCCAGUUCGGGAGUAUUGGGAACGACAUGUUUUGGAAGUGAGCCCUGGAAUUGACGAACCAGGACGAGUCCGUUGGCAGCUGGCACUGUGUCUACUCCUUGCCUGGGUGCUGUGUUAUUUCUGUAUCUGGAAGGGUAUAACCUGGACAGGAAAGGUUGUUUACUUCACCGCAAUCUUUCCUUACAUCCUGUUGACCAUACUCCUCAUCAGAGGCGUCACACUUCCGGGGGCAUGGGACGGCAUCCGGUAUUACAUAUACCCGGAUGUAUCGAAACUGGCGGAAUCAGGGGUAUGGUUGGACGCCGUGACACAGAUUUUCUUCUCCUAUGGCCUGGGUUUGGGCUCCCUCAUCGCAUUGGGCAGUUAUAACAAGUAUAACAACAACGUCUACAAAGACGCCGUACUCAUCUCCAUCCUCAACAGCUGCACCAGUAUGUUUGCUGGCUUCGUCAUAUUUUCUGUCAUCGGCUUCAUGGCGAAACAACAACAGAUGGCGGUUGCUGAUGUUGCAGUUUCCGGCCCCGGGCUGGCAUUCCUUGUCUAUCCUAACGCUGUUAUCAAGCUUCCUAUCUCGCCUCUCUGGGCCGUACUUUUCUUCCUGAUGGUUCUCAUGCUGGGACUGGACAGCCAGUUCUGUACCAUGGAAGGAUUCUUCACUGCGCUGAUUGACGAGUGGCCUCGUUAUCUACGGAAGAACAGAGAGCUGUUCAUUGCUGUCGUGUGUUUCUUGUCCUAUCUUGUAGGCUUAUCAAUGGUGACAGAGGGUGGAAUAUUUGUCUUUGAGCUAUUCAACCAUUACUCCGCUAGCGGUCUCUGCCUUCUAUGUCUGGUAUUCUUUGAGUGUAUUGCUGUUUCCUGGGGCUAUGGAGUAAAUCGGUACUAUGAAAACCUCCGAAGUAUGUUUGGGUUCUAUCCAAGUAGGUUCUUCAAGUUCUGUUGGACGUUCAUGACACCAGCAAUUUGUCUUGGUGUUUUGCUGUUUCGACUGAUUAAGUUGAAAGCAGUGAAGUAUAUGGACUAUGAAUACCCUACCUGGGCGCAUGCUGUAGGCGCCUUAAUGGCGCUGUCGUCCGUAAUGAUCAUCCCCUUAUACAUGAUGUACAAGACCGCCGUAAUCCCCGGAAAUUCUCUCAGAGUUAAAAUAAAGAAUCUCUUCCGACCGGAUGUACAGCUGCCCACCGGACUGGGAGCGCCACCACCCUACUCGGUUGUCAACACUUAUGGUGAUAAUGUCGCCCGGCUGUAAUGCUGCUGCUGUCGUCCUAGUGUACGUCGCUUAAUUAUAUAGAUGGGAUGCUGUAUAAUGAAGAGAUAAAUACGUUAUAACUAUAGUAGUUGUAUGAGUAAUCGUGUUGUUUUGAUACAGAAUGUUAAUUGGAAGUACAUUAUAUUGGUAUAUAUGCUGUUUCUACCUUCAUUCCUCCAAUGCUAUACAACAGACCUGAUGAAGCCGAAAGAUACCUUUAUUAGUUAAAGCUGACGUAAACAUGCUAUAGGGAUUGUACAACACAUACACACGGUGUUGAACCCUUUCAGAACAAAAGUAAAGUUACAUGCAGUAGGGGGUAAUGACAUCGCACAGCUGUUUCGUAAUUGUAGGACUCGUCAUAGGAGGCGACCCAAACACUCGAUAAAACUGAAAUAUCAAAUUCUUGAUGGGCGGAUGUGAAAGACCUUAAGUUUUUAAACGAUUAAUACUUGUGUAUAUUCUGAAUCAUGUCACUAUUGAAAUGAAUCAAAAACGUAACAAGCAGAUAAGGAAAGUAAGCACAAAAAGUACUAUAUGUCGCGAAGGGAAGGGUAUUUUAACUACAGGGUCCUAGUAAGCUGUGGUGCAUUAAACAUAUGUAGUUUAUUUAGAGUUCAUAGGCAGGAGUUUUAAAUGAUAGUAGAUUCUUUAAAAACUCAUGCAAUAAUUUUACAUUUUCUUUAUUUAUCAUACUGUAUAUAUCAAGUCUGCCACGAAGAGUUAUGAGGUUAAGACACGUAUGAUAAUUUGUAUAUAUGUCUAACAUACACGCACAAUAGGUUAGUGUCCAACUUGAUCUCCAUUGACAAUUAUAUCAUUGGUAGGCUAUACAGUCUAUACAUUCUAUACAUUCUAAGCUCUAGUUUAUAUAAGAAGAAUAAAACAUUGGGUUGCUAUGACAACAGGUAAAACAAGCACACCUACAGUUUGAACGCAUAUACAUAUAUAUUAUAGUUAUAUUAUAAACAGCCAUUAACGUAAUGAACGAUGUUGCUGGGAUAUGUUUUAUUUCCUAAAUCCCUAAUUAGCUAUAUUAGUUUAAAAUUAAUAAUACAACAGACAUAAACACGUUACCGACAACCUGGACGCUUGUUCUACCUGAACGUCUGGUCUUGUAACACUGACACUUGUUCAUUAGCCUUUCUAUAAAUCUAUCACCAUACUCACAUCUUAUCCUUAGUAUACAUAUGUUGGGUAAACACUAGGAUAUACACGGUGCUGUUCUCCUGUGGCUUACACUAUUUAAUCAUUGGUGAAUAUGUGUGUCGUUUUAAGACGAGGUCGAAUUCAAAGCACACGGGUGAAUAUUCAUCUCUGAAUAGGUAAUUUGAUACACAUAGUUUACAGAAUGAAUAAGAUGUAAGCUUUAUUCGUCCAUUUUUGUCGUUGCAAUGAGAGUCGUAAUGAGUUAUCAGUUGAACAAGACGCGAAAUGCGUGCUAUUCCGAAAGGAAUCUUUAGAUUUUAGAUCCAAAUCGGAGGAGACAUCCUUGGAAUUUUGUUGUAGGAAUCCAAAAAUAAAAUCAAUUUCAAAAUUCGAUGAAUAUACAACAUGAACAUGCAUAUACAUUUGUAUUUUGAUAUACAAUAUUACUUAGACAUACCGCUCAUACGCCAGUAGUAUUCAUGUGGAUGUUUUUACAAUACAAUCUAUAUAAUGAUUUGCUUCAGCAGUUGCUUCAUGGAAUAAAUAGACUAAUCACGGAAGGGAAACUGAUAACUAUCAUCAAUGGCUUUGAUGACUUUAAGAAACGGAGGUAACCUAUCUUGUCAUACACAAAUUACUUGUUAUGGUAUGUAUGUUGUAUUGAAACGGUUGUCAGUGUAGAAGUCAACGGUUGUCAGUGUAGAGCUCUAGAUAAACAGUUGUCAGUGUAGUACAGUACUCCAGAUAAACAGUUGUCAGUGUAGUACUCCAGAUAAACAGUUGUCAGUGUAGUACUCCAGAUAAACAGUUGUCAGUGUAGGAACUCCAGAUAAACAGUUGUCAGUGUAGUACUCUAGAUAAACGGUUGUCAGU